Messenger RNA from Moesziomyces antarcticus, 2898 nucleotides. RefSeq lists its product as uncharacterized. The record is from RefSeq and is a predicted model, not a curated record. The transcript has a single exon. NCBI's taxonomy places the organism in Eukaryota, Fungi, Basidiomycota, Ustilaginomycetes, Ustilaginales, Ustilaginaceae. The coding region runs from base 1 to 2898 and encodes 965 amino acids.
AUGGCAGCGCGCAACGCAGACAAGCCCAGGGCAAGCGGGCGCGCGUCCAUCCCCACGCCGCCCGUCAAGUUUGCCCUCGAUGACCGCUAUUCGCAAGGAAAGCACGCCGUCGUCACCAAGCCCAAGCCCAAGCGCUCCGGUGGCUUCUCCGGCUGGCUCUUCUGGUUCGGCACUCGCGUCACCGUCUUCUACCUCAUCUAUGCCGCGCUCUGGACCUGCCCUUCGCGCCCGUUUGCAUUCGACUACUCGGCCAAGGAUCCACGACCCGUCUGCCGCAACUUGGCGCAGGCUCAUGAUCAACUGACUCCCAUCGUCAAGCCGUACUGGAACCUCGCCCAGCAAAAGGUGCAGCCGUACACUGACCCCGUCGUGCGCGCCGUCGCUCCCUGGGCCACGCGCCUCCACAAGGUCUCCCGCCCCGUCUAUCGCGAGGCCAACAAGCGCGGCCGCCUCAUCUGGAAGAAGCGCAUCGACCCCGCGCGUCGACGCGCCCUCAAGGACAUCAACAAGCGCAUCGACCCCUACGUCAAGCAGGCACACAGCUACCACAAGAAGAACGUCCAGCCGCGCAUCGACACCGUCCACAAGGCCGUCAAGCCGUACCACGACAUCUACAAGCGCGACGUCUCGCCGUACGUCGACCGCGCAUACCAGUACAGCCUGCACUCGUCGUCCGUCUCGUACGCCUUCUACAUGGACAAGGUGCACCCUCGUGCGGUCAAGGGCCUCAAGCAGAUCUACAGCUUCCUCGUCAACCACGUCGACCCCGCCGUGCGCAGAUUCUACAGCCUCUAUGUGCGCCCGCAGCUCGAGCGCCUGCUCGCCAAGGUCUACGAGCGCAAGGCGCACUACCUCGGCUCCGACGCCAUCAAGACCGCGCAGAAGGACAUGAAGCACGCCGCGCACGAGGCGGACAAGCAUGCCAAGCAGGCCGUCCGCGAGGCUGAGCAGCAGGCCAUCAAGGCGCAGAACGACCCUUCGCUGCUCGACCGCGCCAAGCAGGCCAAGGACGCCGUCGUGGGCGGUAAUACUCAUGGCGAGACCGAUCCCGUCAAAGUCGCCCAGCUCGACGCCGAGCUCGAUGCCGAGGAGGACAAGGUCAAGGAGCUGCUCGAGGUGUGGGAGACGCGCAUGUCCGAGCUCAUCGAAAAGGAGUACAAGCUCGCCGUCGACCGCAUCGCCGACCUGCGCAACCGACGCCUUGCCGACCUGCCCGACCGCUUUGGCCUGGUCAACGAGGCCUUCGUCGAGGACACCGUCGCGCUCCUCCUCAACCGUGUCGAACGCGGUGCGCGCAAGAUCUCCAACGGCUCCGGCGACGUGACCAGCAAGGUCGAGGCGGGCAACAGGCUCGUGGACCAGCAGCUCACGCGCUUCGACGAGGCGGCGCAGGAGACCAAGUCGCAGAUCGCCGCGUUCUACGAGGAGCUGCUGCAGCAGGAGACGCAGGCCAUCGACACGAGCAGUGCCGAGGUGCGUCGCUUCGCCGGCGCGGCCAAGGAGGCGUACGACGAGAUCAUGCGCGACGCCAAGUUCGCGGUCACCAUGGACGAGUGGCAGGGCUGGGACGUGGGUGUGCGCAAGCGCGCCACGCUCUUCACCGAGGAGCUUGCUGCGGUGCAGCGCGGCACGAAGCGGGUCAGCACCGCCUCGGGCGCGGUGGAUCUGAGCAACGAGGCGCCCGACGUGCAGAAGGAGAUCAACGCGCUCCGUGCGUGGACGGAUAAGCUGCACGGUGCGGCGCGCAGGGAGCUGGUGGCGUACGGCGACUCGGCACUGGCGCAGCUCGCGGGCGGCGGGGUGGUGGCCAAGAUCUCGGACGUCACCGACAGGCUGGCGGAGCAGGCGAGUCGCAUCAGCACCGACGCGGCCGCUGGCAUGGUCGGUGCCGUUGGCGCAGCGCGCGCCAGGUUGGGGCUGGGGGAGCCCGCAGCGGACGGGUACGUGGCGCGCGCCAAGGCGUACGUCGCCGCGGGCACGGGCUCGGGGUCGUCGUUCGACGACUAUGUUAGCAGCCUCAGUGCGGGCGCGGGCGCGGUGGCUAGCUCGGCAUCGUCGCUCGCGGGCCAGGCGAGCAGCAGCGUGGCUUCUGCCGUCGACACGUCGUCCGCGGCGUCGGCGUACGAGGCCGCUUCGUCUGCGGUCGCAGGUGCCGCGAGCGCUGUAGCCUCCAACGCGCAGGCUGUGGCUUCGUCGGCAUCGGGCGCGGUGGGCGGCGCGGUAUCGCAGGCCUCGGUGGCAGCGAGCCGAGCCAGUCGCAGUGCAGCUUCGGCGGUGGGUGCUUCUCCCACGCCCGAGUCGGUCGCGGACUACAUCGAUGCCGUCACAGCCGGUGUGGGCGCAGCCGUUGACAGUGCGGUGAGUGGUGUGGCGGCGGUCUCGUCGGGUGCGUCGUCGCUUGCAUCCCAAGCGAGCCGCAGUGUUGCCUCGGCCGCCGGUGCAACGCCCGAGUCGGUGGCGGACUACGUCGAGGCUGCGCGCGAUCACGUCGUUGCGGCGGGCGGAAAGGCGGCCGAGGCAGCGCAAGGCGGUGUGUCGAGUGCAGGCGUGGUGUAUGCGUCGGGAUCGUCGCUCGCUUCCGCCGCGUCUCGAUCGGCUGCAUCGGCGGUGGGUGCAUCCCCCUCGCCGGAAACGCUGCAGGACCGUAUUGACGACGCGCGCGAUGGCGUGAACAGCGUUGUUGACGCCGUCACCUCGAGUGCAGGCGUGGUGUAUGCCUCGGCUUCGUCGCUCGCCAGCGCAGCUAGCCGUAGCGCCGCAUCCGCCGUCGGCGCAUCGCCUACACCGGAAACCCUCGCCGACUAUGUCGACGACGCCACCGAUGCCGCCGACAAGAUCGCUCAAAAGGCUCAGGGCGCUGUCAGCAAGGCCGCGGCUCAGCUUCAUGUUGAGCUGUAA